Molecule: messenger RNA, 1001 nt
Organism: Colletotrichum gloeosporioides
Lineage: Eukaryota; Fungi; Ascomycota; Sordariomycetes; Glomerellales; Glomerellaceae
Exons: 4
Coding region: 69-1001 (310 amino acids)
Source: RefSeq, a predicted model, not a curated record
CCUGUCUGCCCGUCUACCCGGAUUCGUUACGCUCUCUCGCCAGCUUGAUCGAAACACCGAACACCGACAUGGAGUCGCUGCAGACGUCGCUGUGCGAUCGCGCCAGCAAGGAUCCUCAAUUUUCAGCCAACCACUUCAUCACACUCCCCAAUGAGCUUGUCCUCGAAAUCAUCAACCUCUGCCAGGCGCGCGAAGCUCUCUCCCGUCUUCGCCUGUUGACAAUUCCCUACAUCUUCCGGCGGAUGAGAAAGUGGAUCAACGAGGACAAGUUUUUUGACAGCCUGCAGGUCAUCGAGAAGAACCCUACCAUCCGGUCCGCCGUACAACUCUGCUACGGCAACAAGACUCUCUCAGGCCCUCUUCGUAAGGAACUUCUCGACAAGAACAUCGUCUUAGCAUCCAUUCGAAUCUUGACCUUUGGCAGCACAUCUACCAUGAACUUCGUCCCCAGCAUUUUCAUCAACUUGCGUGUGCUCAGUGUCACUGUCAAGACAUCUCCCAAGAAGACGCCUGGACUGCAAGCCGACUCGACGAAGUUGCAGCUGGAGACCCUCGAGCUCAAGCAGGACAAUUGGACGACUGAUGACGUUGAGGAAAUCUUCGAGCUCUUCCCUCAAGUCCCGAAGCUUCUCGUCGACGGCGAGCUGAAGAACACCAGAGUCUCAGCGCUCAUCCCCAUAUUCAAGCAAUUCAGCAAUCUGCGAUAUCUUGCUCUGACGACUGUUCCCAAAGUCUAUCCCCGUCCAGGUCUUUUUGACGACAGACUCCUCGAUGAGAUUGAUGAUCUUCGCGAGACACAUCCACUCAAUGAGGAUCUGGUCAUCAAUGCUGUGGACCUUUUUCAGCAAUGCCAGCAACUCGAGACAGUAUGCUUGAAGGAUGCUUUCGACGGACACGUCUUCCUGCCCACCAGAAAUGGUGAAGAGACUAGCGUCGAUGACACCGUCUUCACCGAUGAAGAUGGGUUUGCAUUCGGUUGGCCGGUUCUUUCAACUAUGUAA